Messenger RNA from Prorocentrum cordatum, 4158 nucleotides. NCBI's taxonomy places the organism in Eukaryota, Dinophyceae, Prorocentrales, Prorocentraceae. The record is from the annotation of a GenBank genome assembly.
AUGGAGUGGGCGAGGGCUGCCGCAGCUGGCGCCGGCGGCUUGGCGCACCUGGGCAGCCUGUGGUACGGCCAGCGCUGUACCUGCCAGGUCGAGUUGGGAGAUGGUUUCUCGGUGGACCGUGAGCUGCUGCGCCUGCUGGAAGGUCAGCUGCAAAGGUGCGGGCCCGCCAACCUCACGGUGCCGGCGCCGUGCCCGCCCCCAGAGUGCUCUGGCUACCCUGGACUGGUGGUCCUCCUGGUGGCGGUGCUGGCGUUCCUGGCAGGAUCCGCCGCUGCUGCAUCCUGUGGCUGGUGGUGCUGGAGUCGCUCGGAGUGUCGUGCCACGUCGGAGAGCGCGGAGACGCCGUACCUGACCGACGGCUCGUGGGUGGUGACUACACCCGGGAGAGACAUGUAUCUUGAGGACCUCAGGGAGGGCGUCGAGAGCCUCGUCUUGCUGGGCCCCAUGGGAGGCUUGCCGAUCGGGUGGAACCGUGGGCCUACACACCUGUUCAGGCACUCGUCCCAGGGCCCGCUGCGCCGCGAGGAGAGCUUGAGGCUCCAGACGGAUGGCGCGGAGCUGGCCCUGCAGGAGAGGCGUGAGCUGGUCCUGGCCGCUUCUCCGCCGCUGCCGCCGCCCGCGGGCGCGCCCCCGCCGCUGGCGCUGGAGGGUGUGCCUAGCUCGGGCGAUGGAGGGUGGCGGUAUUCGGAGAACCGCGGUGGUGCUCGGCUGGGCGAGCGCGUCGGCGACGCGGAGCUGGAGGCGGGCUGCCAUCGAGGAGAUCGUGGAGUGGCCCUGGUCGGCGACGUCUUCGUGGCCUGCUCGUUCUUCCGGCCGGGCCAGCAGAUGCCUGCGCCGAGGGAAGUGGAGGAAGCGGAGCCUGUGUCCAACGAGCUGCGCACACUCCCGGUGAAGUACGAGACGGCCAGCCAGCGGCGUCGCCCCUACAAGGAGGCCGCCUCGCUGACCACGACGACGGCGUUCGAGGACUGGCCGAUCAGCGGCCCGAGGACGGCGGAGUGGCUGGCGCGGGAGAUCGUUCGGCAGGAGCUCACGCCCGUGCGCCGCCACUUCUGGUGGAGACAGCUGCUGGGCCUGGGCCCCAGCGAUUGGGGCGUCGGAGAGCACGAGUCCUUGAGCCGCCUCUUCGAGUACGCGCUGACGUACGACCAGCUGAACUUCGGCGAGUUGGCGUCGCUGUGCGCCCGCGUGCUAAUUGCGGCGACUGCGGGUGGCGACAGCGGCCACCUCGACAACGACUGGCUGUUCAUGGGCCAGGAGGGCCGCCAUGGUCGCGCGCUUGUGGCGCCUGCCCUAGAGUCGUGGAUCUCCCAGAAGCUGUCCGAGGAGAGCGCGGUGCUCAAGGAGCGCCGCAAGGCGAAGGAGGGGCGGCAGCUGGCCCGCUCGACCGAGGCGUGGCUGCAGGACGGCAUCUCGACGCUCAACGUUCUGGGCGGCCGCGGCGAGGAGUGGGGCCCCAAAGUGCUGCCAGGUGCUAUCCAGCGCCAGGCUGUGGCCAGCCUGGCCCGGGCCUACUUUGCCGUGCCGCCGCCGCCCGACGACCUCGCCGCCUCGGGAGCGUGGUCUGCGCUUCGGGGCUGCGGACCCGGCUACGCCGUUGCAGGUGUUGUCGCCGGAGAGUUCGCGACCUACCAGCGCGGCAGGCUUGCCCUGCCAGCGGUCGGUAACCAGGCGAUCGACCUCGUCAGUUGCCUGCCCGACCACUACCAGAAGUUGCUGGAGGAUAGUGGCCGCGCUAUUCGGCUACCAGCAGUGUGUACAAGGGGCGCGGCGGCAGAGGUGGACGGGUUGGGCCUUGCGAUGGAUCCUAUCCUGGCUAGGUCGCCCAGCAAGUACGCCGAGUUUUUGAUGUCUGCAUGCGAAUCGGGCGUCGUCGAGCCGGCGACUGAGGUUCGCAGUUUUGUGGGAGUCUUCUUUGUGCGUAAGAAGGACGGCUCGUUGCGGAUCAUCUUCGAUCCCCGAAGGACGAACUCGCAGUUUGUACCUCCCGAUAGUGUUGCUCUGGCUUCUCCUGAGGCCCUGGGUGAUCUUGAGUUGCCUGCCGGCCAGCGGUUGUGGGUCAGUGAGGGCGAUGUCGAGAACUGCUACUACCAGUUCCUGCUGCCUGACGACCUGAGGGCCGACUUCGUGCUACCGGCGGUGCCUGGGAAGCUGCUGCCACGGAGCCUGCGCCGCUUGUUCCCGCCCGGGAACGACUUCGUUCACUUCCAGGUGCGCGUGGUGCCGAUGGGCUGGAGCUGGGCCGUGGCGCUGGUGCAGGCGGCGAACGAGGAGCUGCUGCGAGCUGGUCCGCAAGGGGCCCGCCGCUGGAUCUGCAAUCGCCGCUGCGCGCCGGCUGUCGCCGGGCGUGAGCCCGCUGCUCUCCUGUACAUCGACAACUUCGCCUCGCGGGGGACUGUGAAGGAGGCAGUCCAGCUCGACGGCGACUCGAUGGAGAGGCAGCUGAGGGGACGCGGUCUGAGUACUCGCGACAUCUCGGGGCCGCAGGUUGACGUGGGCCUGCUCGGGUUCCACGUCGACGGGGUGAAGGGGGCGAUCCACAUCGCGCCCAAGCGGUUCUGGAGGCUGGUCAUGAGUCUGGACUAUAUCCUGAAGCACCCCAUCCUGACGGGAGCCGAGCUAGAGCGACUGAUCGGGCAUUUGACGUACGUGCUGCUGCUACGACGCGAGGUGCUCAGCUUGCUCAGUGCAUCCUACGUCUUUGUCAGCAAGUGCUACGCUCGGCGCGUGCGGCUCUGGCCUUCGGUGCGCCGAGAGCUGACCUGGAUGCGAGCACUGCUGCCGCUGGUGUGGGCGGACCUGCGCGGCGCCUGGGCCCCCGGCGUGAUGGCCGUGGGCGCCUCGUUGACUGGCUUGGGCGCGGUGGAGCGCUCCGCGGACCCACGCGACGUCGGGCGCAUCGGCCGAGUUAGAGAGCGCUGGAGGUUCAAGGAGAGCGAGCUGGUGGCCGAAGGCUCGCGUGCACGCGCCUUGCGUGAAGGCGCCGUCGGCGACUCUCCGUUCCCCGACGUGCCGUCUGACUUCUGCAAGGCCGCCUCGUGGAAGACCGUGGCCUCGAGACGGUGGCGUCAUCGUGCCCCCAUCCAUCUUCUCGAGGGCGAGGCGCUGCUAUGGGCCAUGCGACGGCAGGCGAUGGGGCCCUCUACCCAGCAGAGCUACCUGAAGUGCCUCAGUGGCCUCUGCAGCUGUCUCGGAGUGGAGACGCUGCCCAGCUGGAUCGCGCUGGAGUGGGUCGACGCACUGCUGCAGUACCUGAACGACGAGUUCGCGCAGGGAGUGCGGCCGAACAGGGCUGCGAAGAUGUUGUCGGCGGUGCUCUGGGCGCGACCAGCGCUGGGGCGGCCCCUGCGGGUGGUGCUGCCGAGGCGCAGCCGGGCGCUGCUGGGCGGGAAGCGCAAGCGGCCUGGCCCCUCUCGCCCGCCGCUCCCCGGGCUGGUGCUCUGCGGCGUGCUGGAGCUCCUGCUGCUGAAGCGGGAGGUGGCGAUGGCGUGUGCUCUCUGCCUCAUGUUCCACGGCUACCCUCGGCCCGGAGAGCUCCUGGCGAUGAAGGGCGGGUUUCACUGGUGGGCGCUGGUGCUUCAUCCAGAGGAGCUGCUGGUGCCCAGCAGGACUGUCGAGCUAGACCACUCGCUGCCGCUGGACGUGCCCGAGCUCCAUUGGCCUACCCCCGUGCUCAGGGAUCUGAAGGCGCGGUGGGAGCUCCGCGGGCCGCUGUGGAGUUUCGGCUACGUGCAGCUGCGCGAGGAGCUCGAGAGCGCGCUGGCGGUGCUGGGUCUUCAGCGCAUCGGCGCCACGCUGUACUGCCUACGGCACGGAGGAGAAAGCCACGAUCGAAUCGUGGGAAGGAGGUCGCUCGAGGAGGUGGCCAAGAGAGGCAAAGGGCUAGCCCGCCUGUCCGUGCGGAGGUACGAGACGCACGGCCGCCUGGUGCUGCAAGUGGCGCAGGUGCCGCCCCCGGCAGAGACUGACGCCGCGGUUCGCCAGCUGCUCACCGCGACGCUCCACAGAGUGCGCCUGGGGCGAGAUAGGGUCGCCGUCGAGGUCUUCGCUGGGUCAGGCCGUCUCGCCUCGGCGCUUCGCGCCAAAGGCAUCCCCGCGGUCGAGUGGGACAUCAUUCGAGGAGCACUGUUUGAUCUCACCAAGGCGUCCAGUGUUGAA